AUGAUCAGGGACAUGUCUGGGCACCGGGACUCAGAAGCCGAAGGCCACUUGACGCUGACGUUCUAUGUCACCAAAGACGGAGAGGAGGUGGACGAUGAUGACCUCAAAAGCCUGGGCCGUUCCAUCAUGGCGGCUUGCAACGAUCCAAAAUUUCAUCAGAAGCUUGAGAAGAGGAUGAAUUCUGAAGUGGAGGAGCUGAAGAUGCAGUUAGCAAGAGCCCAAGAGGCCCUUGCAUCAGCCAUCAAGGAAAAGGAGACUGCAGAGAAGAUUAUGGAGAAAUACUACCUCCGAGUCACUGGGAAGAAUGGCGAGACGCCUGCAUCACAUGAGAGCUCCCCAUCCAGUGCAUGA
Messenger RNA from Symbiodinium natans, 351 nucleotides. NCBI's taxonomy places the organism in Eukaryota, Dinophyceae, Suessiales, Symbiodiniaceae. The record is from the annotation of a GenBank genome assembly.